Molecule: messenger RNA, 4892 nt
Organism: Daphnia carinata
Lineage: Eukaryota; Metazoa; Arthropoda; Branchiopoda; Diplostraca; Daphniidae
Product: phosphatidylinositol 4-phosphate 5-kinase type-1 alpha-like
Exons: 15
Coding region: 135-2975 (946 amino acids)
Biological process (GO): phosphatidylinositol metabolic process
Molecular function (GO): phosphatidylinositol kinase activity
Source: RefSeq, a predicted model, not a curated record
UGUGAGGCGUUGAGUUGACGAGUUCUCUUCGUUCCUAAAGAUUAGGGUGGACGUUUUAAAAAAAUAAAACCCAACAGAAUUCCAUGUAACUCAUUUGCAGUCGUCUUCAAAUCUUAAAAUUCAUUCUAAGUGGAAUGAGCACAAGUUCGUCCGUCGUACAACUCGGUGCCGUUUCGUCCAUGUCAGGCCCACAUUCAAUCUUGGAGAUUGGCGAAAGAAACGAACAAACACCUUCGUCUUCAGAAAAUGAUACAACAGUUCACCAAGAUGGUCCAUCUCAUACAGAGAGUAACCAUAAAGAAGCAGCUAGAAGUUUAACUCCUAUGAAUCAGCAUGAUCCAUCUUCCGAUCCAAACGACUGCAUUCCUCAACAUGAUGAUGAGCUCAGUUCCUCUGAGGAUGUUGCUACAGGUUCUAGUAAAAAAGAAAAGAGACCACCCCCGCUUGAGAUGGCUCAAGAUCCUUCUCUUGCAACGGGAGAGGGCCCAAAAACUCCUUUAUCUCCACGAGCUAGAUCUGCUGGUACAUUAAAAACAGAUAGAGAAAAGAAACUUGGUCAUCGGAGAGUAGGAGAGGGAGGUGAAGUGACAUAUAAAAAAAUUCACACUUCUCAAAUUAUGGGUUCAAUUCAACUGGGUAUCAGUCAUGCUGUUGGAGGACUGGCAUCAAAACCUGAAAGAGACCUCUUGAUGCAAGAUUUCAUGACUAUUGAAACAACAAAUUUUUAUUCACAAGGAUCACAGCUAACACCUGCACAUCAUUACUCAGAUUUUCGUUUCAAAUCAUUUGCGCCUAUCGCCUUCCGAUAUUUUCGAGAUCUCUUCGGCAUUCAGCCCGACGACUUCUUGUUAUCGCUUUGCAACGAACCGCUAAGAGAAUUGACUAAUCCGGGAGCAAGCGGAUCUAUUUUCUACCUAUCGGCAGACGACGAAUUCAUUAUAAAAACUGUACAACACAAAGAGGGAGAAUUUCUUAUGAAGUUGCUCCUUGGUUAUUAUAUGAACCUUAAUCAGAAUCCUCGAACGCUAUUGCCUAAAUUUUUCGGAUUGUAUUGUUACAUAUGCAACUCGAAGAACGUACGGAUGGUGGUUAUGAACAAUUUGCUACCAUCUUCGAUAAAACUUCACGAGAAAUACGAUCUCAAGGGUUCUACAUAUAAAAGAAAAGCUUCAAAAUCAGAGCGGAGUAAAACAGUGCCCACUUUCAAGGACCUGGAUUUCCUAGAACUUCAUCCAGAUGGAAUCAUGUUGGAAGCGGAUACGUAUAAUGCUUUGAUUAAGACGAUUCAACGAGAUUGUCGUGUUUUGGAAAGCUUUAAGAUUAUGGACUACAGCCUUUUAGUUGCAAUUCACAAUCUGGAUUUGGCAGCUAAAGAAGAAGCCGAGCGUCGUAGGAAUAAUUCUAUUGGCGAUGAAGAUAGUGGAGAAGAGAAUGGAGCUGUGGCAGGAACAUCGUCUGGGGCAACAGGAACUACUCAACCCCCACCUUUAGUUCGUAGCCGCUCCAUCAACCGUCAGAAAUUGGUGGCUCAUUCCACUGCUUUAGAAAGUAUCCAGGCGGAAAGUGAACCCAUUGACGAGGAAGACGAUGUUCCACCCGGUGGCAUCCCAGCUCGUAACGCUAAGGGCGAAAGACUUUUGGUCUUUCUAGGUAUUAUCGACAUUUUACAGAGCUAUCGGUUAAAGAAAAAACUUGAACACACACUCAAGGCCAUGAUUCAUGAUGGGGAUACGGUGUCGGUCCAUCGUCCUGGUUUUUAUUCGCAGCGAUUCCAAAACUUCAUGGCUAAGCAGGUCUUCAGAAAGGUGCCAUCACUGGAUUUGCCCGAGUUUAAAGGCAAACACCGUAAAUUCCGCAACUUGGUAUCCAGCUACUUAGCGCUGAAACAUUCGCCUUCUAAGAAGAAGCUGACAGCUCGGACACGAGCAACCUCCGUUACGGAUAGUGCUGCGCCAGCAAACUACGACCAGCUCGCCACAAGUCAAGAAUCAGCGUCAGACGCCGGAGCGAUCGGUGGUGUUUCGACUAUGCCACAUCCGACAGGAACGGGUUCAAUGUCAGGACCAGCAACUGCAGUUACGUUUAGCAACACAGUGGUUGGAGGCGGUGGUACGAGCGCUACUGGAAACAGUGUCGGCGGUGGCAUUGGCGGAAGCUCCGCUACUCCCGUCAAUUUACCCGCUGUCCUAAAAGACCGUGUGCCAAGCAACUUGAGACCGGGUUCUGGGGCUGGUCCCAGGGGCCCUCCUCCACCCGUUCCGCCGCGCUCGCCUAAACGGGUUAAUAUUGCCGUGCCGUCGUCUCAAGGAGGGGCAUCGGCAGGCUCGGCUAAAGUAUCAUUUCGACCAAGAGCCAGCAAUGAAGAUGGAGAAUCCCGAAGCCUACCAUCAUCUUCAUCUUCGUCAUCGACACCUCCUCCUGCAUUUGAGGAUGUUCUGCGUUCGGGUUCAUCGGAUAGGCCCCGUGAACAGCCGAUGGCCCAGACUAGCCGAGCUGGAAGUAAAUCGGCUAACAUCUCGACAAAGAGACAAACGGAGACAACCGUAAGCAGGAACUGGACGUCGCAAGCUGAAGCUAUCAGGAAUCCGCAAUUCGGGAAGCAGAUCGAAACAUCAGUGGUCAGUCAUACCGAAGAAUUGGUUUGCAUGACAAGUCAUCAUAUCUUCAGCAUGUCCGAAGUCCAGCUGGAGGUACGAUCGAACAGCAAAGCGUCAUCACUAGGGAGUGGGGAAAUCUUAAGAAUGGCGAGCGGUGUUCUUUCCGGAGGCCAUACACCGACCCCGACAUGGACGGAAGGAACGCCUUCCUUCACUGAAUCAUCAUCUUCCGGUGAAUUAGGAUUUUCAGGAUCGCCGAAAAUGAACCAAACUUCGGCCAACUCGUCCCGCGUUCAUGCCAAGGUUGUCAACGAAGGAAGUAUGUCUCCGAGUUUUCAUCAGGAUUCUGAAAUGGUGAGUUCCGUUCGCAUUCCGUGAACAAUUUUGCUGUCCUGGAAAAAGGCGGACGACAGCACAACGAGCAAAAAACCAACGAACUUUUCGAGACUGUGCUGGUUCCUAUUAAGCGAAUCUUCUUUCCGAAUUUCCUAUACGUCUUCCGUAUUGCCCAACAUUUUCUUUAAAGUGUAGAGGAACACAAACAUUUGUCUGACCUUUUUUUUUUUUCUCAUACUGCCUGGACAACUUCUUAUUAUAUUAUCGGCUUGAUACCAUAACUUGUUCCUCCGGUUUUGGUAAAAAAACGUUUGCUGACCAGUGACAAUAGCCGGACGCGGAAGGAAGUUUUCCUACACGCUAGUAGUUGCAGACGGGAUUGAAAAAUCCUUUUUGUUUUCACCGCGCGAUAUUACCGGGAAGAAAUCUAUCGAAAUUUAGGUGCCCCCCAAAAAAUCCCAGUCUGUUUUCUCUUCGUCUAGAUUACAAAGAAGCUAAUCGUUGAUAUCGGACUUGUACAUUGAACCGUUUACAGACUCACCUGUAAGAGAGCUGAGAUUAGCUGGGAGCUUUGCGGUGAACAUCUUGGAUUGCUGGAGAAAAACUGAAGAAUUGGAGAAGAAGAUAGAAAUGGAGAAGCAAAAUGUUUUGAUGGACGAUGGUUUCGUGAAUGUUUGCCUUCUAUUUGCUUAGUCUCUUUGCGUACUAUUUUUGCUGUCGCUGUUAUCACUACAUCCUACUCUUCGGUGGGUUAUUUCCUUCCUCGUCUCGUGUGUCUCUUCUAUGUUUUUAUGUAACAAAAAAAAAAGAAAAGAAAAAGAAAGAAAGUGAGGUCCAUUCGAUGCUGUUCUUGUGUGGAAAUUCAACGUGAACACUGCCCCUGUCGUUUGAUCAGUGGUUUGUAUAUCCAGAGUUGAUAUUUCCACCUAUAAAAGAUAGUUGUGAUUCUCUCGCUGGUUUUGGUUCCUUAUUUUUUGGCUGUUUAUUCUUUUCAUUUUUUUUUUUCUUUUGCUCGUAAUGACUAUGGUCGAUGUUCUGAAUGGUUAUGCCCACACACAUGGUUUCUAUUUUGGAAACCUAAAGAAAAUCGUCUUAUUACUAUUGUUUUCUAGUUAAUAUUUGUGGAUGUUUUCAUUCGUUAUCAUUCGGUGGAUGGUUUGCCUGUGGGCUUAUUAUGAUUCCGUAUUGGGGUCGUGUAUUCUUUCUCCUUUUCCUGUGGCCAAUCUUUAUUACUCCCCCCAUUUUCGUGUGUUGCUCUGUCAAAUGUUUUGGUUCUUUUUUGGCAGGUGGCUACGUCUGCCCAUUGCCCUCCUUUGCUCGUCUUUCCUUCUGCGUGUGGUGUUUGUGGGAAUAUGCAUUCAUUAAAUCCUGUUUUUUUACGAAGCAAUAACCGCCAGAGAGUGCUGGAUCUGUUUUUUUGUACAUUGAUACACCUCAUCUAGUUCUCUAUAUCCUAAUUCCCUUUAUCUGUACAAGUAAUGCUUCGUUUUUUUCCUUUUCGUUUGUCUAAAAUCUCAGCGUGUCGGCCAUGACGGUGCGUACUGUGUAGCUCUACUUUCUCUGCCUAUUCCUCUUUGUCAUGUGUCUCUUACCGUUAAACAAAAGAUUAUCACAAUUAUCUCUUUGCUGUGUUAGAAAAAAAAAUUACCUUCCAUCCUGUUCAUAACGUUUCUUUUUUUCCUGCAGUAUUUUAUACCUAUUCUGUAUGUGUUAUAAAUAUUCUUUUUUUUUUCUCCUACUAUUUUCUGUCUCCUCUGAAUGACUAUAUCUCCCGAACCUAUGUAACAGCGCUGGCAAUGUUUCGUGGUUUCUUCAUUGUGUGCUUAACUGGAGACUAUAUCAUUGAAUGUUUUAUUCGUACUUUCCCUUCUGUUGUUCUACAUACAUAUUAACUGUCAAACUGUGAGUAGAAAGAAGUGGAUUCAAGUUGAAGGAAACAUUACAAUAAAACCGGAAGAA